CACGCGUACAUUAACACUCGUACAUAUUUAUUCUGCUUGGAUUCCAUUUGGGUCAAUUGUACAUAUUGUAAGAGAUAGAACAGGAUGGCGGCGAGCAUACAGUCUAUCAAGGCGGGUUGUCGGAAGGUCAUGUGCAUAGGCCGGAACUAUGCCGACCACAUCGCGGAGCUCAACAGCGCGCGCCCCAAACAGCCCUUCUUCUUCCUCAAGCCCCCCUCCUCCAUCCUGCUCCCGGGCGCAGGCCCCGUCCUCCGCCCCCGUGGCGUGACCAUGCACUACGAAGUCGAGCUCGGGCUGGUCAUGGGUAAGACGGUGCGCGAUCUCGAUCCGGAAGAUACCAAGGGGGCCAUGGACGCGAUUGCAGGCUACCUCCUCGCCAUCGACAUGACAGCUCGCAACGUGCAAGACGAAGCAAAGAAGAAGGGCCUCCCCUGGUCCAUCGCCAAAGGCUUCGAUACCUUCAUGCCCGUGUCAAAUCUCAUUGCCAAGUCGCGGAUCCCCAAUCCGCAGAACGCGCACAUAUGGCUGUCUGUUAACAAUGAGGUCAAGCAGUCUGACAACACGGAGCUGAUGCUUUUCCGGAUUCCGCGGCAGCUGAGCGACAUCAGUCGUGUGAUGACGCUGGAGGCGGGUGAUAUUAUUUUGACGGGGACGCCGAAGGGGGUGGGGCCGGUCAAGACGGGGGAUAUUAUGAGGGCGGGAUUGAAGGUUGAUGGGAAGGAUAUUGAGGAGGCGAAUCUUGAGGUGCCGGUGGCUGAUCGAGAGAAUCUGUACGAGUUUAAAGAGACGUAGGAUGUAGGGAAGCUGGUGAAGAAAAUAUCAAGAAUGUCUGCCUGGUUCAAACUUGAUGUGUGGACGUGCUUCUACGUGUUCAUUCAUCUGGAACAGGGGGCAGCCGACGUGGUUUCGUCUUCAACCCCUUCGUAGUUCUAGAGGUGCUGCCAUAGACCGGACCCGCCGUCUUCUGUGGCUGCUGGGUCUGGUCCCAUCCAAGCUCAUAAAAUGUGGCAUUGGCUGACCUUCGACGACUCCUCCGGGCUGGCUGUUGCUGCUGUUGCUUCUCCCGUGAUUUGCCUUGGUCUUUUUGGGCUGGGUUGACCUGUUGGCGUGAGGAAGACGCCACAUGAGGCUCUUUGGCAGGUCUCGGUGUUGAGAUUGGGGAGCCUGAUCGCUUCUUGCUCAUACUGGCCGGGAGUUUGACUACCUUGCUGGGUAACGGUUUUGGUGCUGGUUUGGGUCCCCGAUUGGCGACGAUUGGGGGCUGCAUCUUGGG
Molecule: messenger RNA, 1273 nt
Organism: Paraphaeosphaeria sporulosa
Lineage: Eukaryota; Fungi; Ascomycota; Dothideomycetes; Pleosporales; Didymosphaeriaceae
Exons: 4
Coding region: 85-792 (235 amino acids)
Cellular component (GO): mitochondrion
Molecular function (GO): acetylpyruvate hydrolase activity
Source: RefSeq, a predicted model, not a curated record